Messenger RNA from Aplysia californica (California sea hare), 6834 nucleotides. RefSeq names its product maestro heat-like repeat-containing protein family member 1. NCBI's taxonomy places the organism in Eukaryota, Metazoa, Mollusca, Gastropoda, Aplysiida, Aplysiidae. The record is from RefSeq and is a predicted model, not a curated record. Bases 175 to 5274 code for a protein of 1699 amino acids. The transcript is spliced from 43 exons. Gene Ontology annotation, cellular component: cytoplasm.
AAGCCGGAAGUUAAUAGAUCACAUGAUAAUAUUGUUUCGUGUUGGAGUAGAGGGAGUUGGAAAAUCACAAGACCACACGAAAUAAUGAAACUAGAUUUGCUGAACCUAAACGUGUAGCGGAAAAAAAUAACAAACUGACCACCUUUUCUCAGAGUCUUGAUCGACUUACAGUUCAUGAUAAUGCCCGGCCCAGAGGAUGAUGGUGUCCGGUCGACGGGAGGCCAAGUCGAUGAAAUGGCCAUGGCUCUCAUUGAUGCUGCCUAUGACCAUGAUCCCUCCACCAGAGAGGUCAUCGAGAAUUCUUUGUUUGAUCUGGGCAAGAAGAAGCCUGAUCUCAUCUUAAGCUCUUGCCACAGUUAUCUGAAGAAACAUUCAAAGCUGUCUCUGGAUCAUAGAGUGGUGAUAUUGAACACGGUGGAGCGAAUCCUCAAAGAAACCCUGGAUUCUGUGGACUUAAGUCUGGCCGUUGACCUCAUCAAACAGGCGUCCUCAGAGCUGACUCUGUCAAAAGAAGUGUCUCCGGACUGGCAGACUGCUGCCAGUGGGGUGCUUGUGGCCCUGGGGGCUCGUUAUUGCAAUGAAGUGAUGGGGGAGAUGCUGGAGAAGUUUCAGCCCGGAGUCCUGCCCCAUUUCUUUGUUGUGCAGACCAUUGGAAAUCUUGCCAUUGCCAACGUUUAUGAGAUGGUGCCCCAUCUGACUGCAGUUCUGGGCACGAUGCUGCCCAUGUUGGGGCUGGCCAAGUACGACAACAUGAGAUGGGUGUUUGCCUCUGCACUGUCAAAGUUCAGCGAAGCUAUUCUUGAGUACUGUGCAAAUUUGGACAAGGCCCCAGAUCCCACUGUCUCAACGGAUCGUUUUGCUUCAGAAAUUUUCUCUGCCUAUGACAUUCUCUUCAACGUGUGGCUGCAGUCAAAAGAAGCUAAGUUGCGACUGACCAUCGUGGAAGCGGUCGGUCACAUGACCCACGUGAUGACCCGUGACAAGCUACAAGACCAACUCCCCAGGAUUCUGCACGGGGUUUUCACCCUGUACAAGCGCCACCCGGAGCCUUUUCACAUCACACAGGGUUUGUGCAUGGUGUUGGACGCUGUGUGUGUAGAGGGAAGCCUCAUCCUAGAGCCUCACAUGGAUAACCUGCUCACUGUACUCUUCUCUCAGAUUUUCCAUCCUGUGGACUACACAAAUCCCAACAGCAUCAAAAACCACAACGAGGUCUUGCGUUGUUUUGCUAUCAUUGCAAGGGCGUUUUCUGGAAAACUUGUGGGAAUAUUGCUGGGUAAACUGGAAACAAAAGAUGAGAAGAUAAAGAUUGGAAUUCUCUCCAUUUUCAAGCACGUCAUCAACGCUGCAGUGUCGGCCAUGGAAGACAAGAAAGAGGUGGUUGUGUCAGGACUGAAAGGACUCUGCAGUGAUAACAAUAACAAGGUGAAGAAAAUGUUUGCCCAGGUAAUCAUUGCCAUGGCCCAUCACGGCUACCUGGAGUUGGAGGGUGGUCACCACAUGGUGGAGUUCAUCGUGCGCCAGUGUUCCCUGGAGGACGACAGCAAGGGCAAGCGGGUGGCUGAUCCAGAGCAUGUGAGCAACGGGGCUUUGAGGAUGAUGUGUGACAACAUUUUGACGCUAGUCACCACCACCAUUGACAAGAUGGAAAUUGUGCUGUGGCCGUACCUGUUGGAGCUGGUGGUCCCGGAGCAGUACACGCAGGCUGCAGGGACGCUGUGCAAGUCCUUGGCUUUCCUGGCUCACAAGAAAAGGUCUGAGCAAGCAGAAGACUAUGAGAUUGAGUUUGAAACUCAGCCAAACAUUCCAAAGCAGACUCAGCUUAUUGCUCGGCUUAUGGUGUUGGCAGGACGUCCCCGUAACGGCCGAGAGCGAGGCAUCCACGUGUUGAACCUGAUGAAGGGUCUGUCUCCAAAUCUGCACGACGGCAUUGUGGGUCUGUGGGACGCCGUCAUUCCAAAGCUGAUCAGCUACCUUGACGACUCGUCUGACAGUGAAACGGAGGAGGAGGAGGGCACCGCCAAAAAAGCUGAUUCAGAAAAAGAAACUUGGUCGCAGAAAAACUGGGAGGAUUUGUUAUUGAAGAUGCUGUCCAAAAGCCUGGAUGUAGUGGACACAGAGGAGUGGACAGCAGAGCUAGGCGAAGCCUUUGGUCACCAGGUGUCCCUGUAUGCUUCCUAUGUGGAAGAGAGAAACUUUGCCUUCAAGUGCUUAGGCAUCAUCAUGCGGAAGUCCACAAAGAAAGAUUUUGUCACCAAACAUCUCGAUCUCAUCUUCACAACAGUCAAGCAUGCUGACCAGGUGGAGAGAGAGUGCCAUUCAUUUGAUAAAAGAAACCGGGCUGCCUAUCAUUUGACGUCAGCUGGAUGCCCUUUUAUGGGCUGUGCGAUUGCUAUAGGCUAUACAGCAUCUUCGCAUUUGGACACAGUGCUGACAAAACUGGAGUCCGUUGCGAAAAAUGACAUGAACAAAAAGUCCGGCGGCCUCUUGAGCAUACUUAAUAAGGAUAAGACGGAAGUGAAUACAGAACAGGUCAAGGCCACCCUCAUGCUGUGCUACGGCUUUGUGGCUCUCUAUUCCCCUCCCUCCCUCAUCAUUUCUCGCAUGGAAGCCACCAUACUGCGCACCAUCUCGCCCUACUUUGUCAAUGUCAAGGACACGAGUGUCAAGCAGAACCUGAUCCGCUGCGCUGACCUCCUGGCUCAGUCUCUGCACCGGGACCACCUGGAACAGGACUACAACUUCUCCACACGGGGGGAGUUCUUGGUCCACAUGCAGAACUACAUGAAGGCUGAACCUGCAUCUUACAUAGCCACAGAGACGCGCACUUUAGCCAUGAACACGUGUGCCAAUUUGAUCAAACUUCAGCCGAAGCUGACAGAGGCAGAGGUGUUUGACCUGGUUCAGGUGUGCACGGACUGUCUCUUCUCACUGACCACCAACAGCCUGCUGCCCCGCAAGAACAAAGAGGAGAGCGUGGAGGAGGCGACCGAGGUGACGGCCAUGAUCGCAGUGGCCUUCACUUCUUACUACGACGUGUUGAAGGAAAUCAUCAGGAAAGACUGUACACCUGGGGGGCUGGAGAGUAUUUUCAAGCACCUGACCCCUUGGAUGUUGUCACCCUCAGAAGUUGAGAGGGAAAGAGCUCUGAGAACCUGGAAAGUGAUACAACAGUUUUACCUGGAGAAUAUGGAAGUAAAGGUGGAGUCCAACUUUGACAGCGAAGGCAUUUUCCUUGGGCGUCUGAUUCCCCGUUGUACCGAUCCCAUUUUGAUCAUAAGGCAGUUGGGGAUAGACAACAUUCAUCUCACUCUGAAAAUUGCUCUCAGAUCCGAAGGUAAUCCUCCUGACUUCAAAGACAGUAUGAUUGACGCUCUUCCAACUUUGAAAGAUAGACUAAAGAAAAGUGACCCCAACCUUAUGUUCAGUGCCAUCAACGAUGUUUCAAAGGUGAUCUCCAAGAAGCUCCCCGCUGACCACCUGGUCCCGUUCAUCGAGACAUUACAGCAGGGUCUGCUGGACAACCAAUCGCACAGUUCCUCCGGGGCCUGUGUCGUGCUAAAUGGGAUCAUGAAGAAUCGCGGUCUGGACAUUAGACAUAAGGUUGAGUCAUUUUUGGCUUCUCUCUACGAGCGCCUGUGUCAGAUUCAGUGCCCUCAGACCAAGACAGGAACCCUCCGCACGCUGCGCACCAUGGCCGGCCACCACCUGGUGCCUUUUGUCUCCUCGCUGCUCACGUACCCGCUGCCGUACGAAGAGCAUGUGGUGGAGAUCUGGGAGAUAUUGGCCCAAGACUCCAUGCUGUGUUCCCUGAUGCUGGACCAUUUCCUGGAGCUGUUGGUCAAGUCCCUUCCCUACGAGGAGAAACCAGACCCCAGGGACAAGGAGAAGACGGUCAAGACGUCCACGACUGUGCCUUUAGCUGUGACCUUUGCCCUCACUGAGCUGUUCAAAGUAGAAGAGACGUAUGACUGUGUCAGCAAAAUCUUCCCUCGUUUGUUUGCCGCUCUGGUGGUCAGAGUCGGAUCCUCUGUGUCAGUGAAUCCCCCAAAAAGCAAACAUGAACCAGAGGAAGUGAAACAAGACAAAAAGAAAAAGGCAGUUGUGACCAAAGAGCCCAAGAAGAUAAGUCCCAUACAAGUGGCCACGACGGCUCUGAAAACUUUCCUAGAGCACAUGAAGAUGACAGACAUUCUGGACGCGCUGGAAGCGGGUCGCGGGUGGGAGCUGAUGGAGGACCCUGAGGACUACCCUCAGGCCAUCACGCUUUUGGCCAAUGCCUUGGUGUACGAGGAGAAGGAGACUCACGUCGGCGACAUUGUCAACUCUCUGACCUCUGUGCUUUCCAGUCUGUAUGAGUCUCAGCGGGUCACGGUGGCUGCUUUUUUUGCUGAGCUCAUCAAUCAAAAGUGCCAGGGAAAUGAGGACCUGGUCCAGCUUGUCAUGACGAGCCUGCUGGGGCGACUGGUGGACGACUCCCACAUUGUGCGCAUGUUGUGUGUGCGAGGUCUGGGGAAUAUCGCUAGUGUCGGCAGAGAGCAGGUCCAGCUGUACGCGACGACGAUCCUGUCAGCCAUGAUGGCGGGUAUGGACGACAAAGAAGACCCGGAGGAUUACAUCACCAUCGAGGCCAUGAUUGGUCUGUCGCGUGUACUGGGGGAGAUUCAGGAAGAACACAUACGGGCCAUUCUCAUUAACGUCUCCCUCAAAAUUCGUCCAUGUUUUGAAAAGGAUAAGUCGCAAGUGAGAGCUCAAGCCUUCAAACUCUUUGGCAAUUUGUCACGGUUUGGGGACGGGCCGUCCAAAGCACCUUUCCUUGAGCAGAUCCACAGCAAUUUCAUCAGUCUUCUCCUGCAUCUUAACGACAAAAACGACGAUGUAAAACAGGAAUGCAAGUAUGCUCUUCGGCUCUUGGGACCACUGAUGGGAUCAGAAGUUAUGAACGACAAAUUUCAGCGCCACUUGGUGGAAGGUGGCUACCUGCACUAUGGAGAGUUCAUGAAUGACUUGGCCAAGCUCAUUAUCCAGGAUUUCCCAGACAAAAUCAACUUCUACGUGAUGGGGUGUGUGGCUUUCUUCAAGAGUGCCUGGCCAGAGAUCAAGAGCAACGCUGCCAUGUUCACAGGCUUCCUUCUAGGGAAUUUGACCAAGCAGGCACAGUCCAGCAUUACAAAGGAGCACAUAUGUUCAGCAUUGACAAUGUUACUGAAAGACAGCUCCCCAUCCGUGCGAGCCAAGGCUGCAGAAGCUAUGAGCUUGCUAUAUGACUAUUGAUUAAUAUCCCUCCUGCUUUUUGAAACCCUUGUUGAUUUUCUUGGCCACAAAGCGAUUAGUGUUUGUGUAUUUUUGCACAGCUUGAGAGCAUUUCCCUCACUGUCUCUCUGUUGAUAAAAUGCUUAAUGACUGCUGUUGUAGAUCUUAGAUAUUGCCAUGGAGGCAUGACAGGUCAGUUUUGCGAUUUAAUCAAAAACAGUACCACUAGUGAAGCAUGUACAAUACAGCUUGUCUAUUCUCAUACUUUAUUUUACCUGAACUUCCGAGGUCAACAUUCUCAUGACCUAUAAUUCUGUGUGUGGCUUUGAAUGUUGCUGAAAUAAAAUAUCAUUGCUGUCAUUAGAAAAUUGUGUAACUCCAUUUUGACUUGCUUUACAGGGUUCAUAGGAAAACAUUGGAGAUAUUCAUUUUUCUUGGGCCUAUGCCGAUAUAUUUAAGAAAAGGUAGAGAGCCUUUAAAAAUGUUAACUCCUUUAGUCAUGUGCAAUCAACUGGUGGUGCUUAACUCUGUAUCUCCGAGGGGGGGUAAACCCACUGUGGCGGGGCCCUUUUCUUGGUACUAAAUAUAAGAAUAUAAGAAUGACAAAAUCGUCACUAAAUGGGUCAUUAAAUCAAAACGAGUGAGCCUAUUUUGAUAGUUUUUCAUCUAAUGAAUGGACUUACGGUAUAAGAGACCUGUUUUUGGCACUUGCCGAAAAGUGAUUUGAUGUCGAAGUCGUCGUAAAGGAAUGGGCCCGAGCCACUAUCAGCGGCUCAUCAGCACAUCAUUUCUGACUGUGAGGCGCUGAGAGUGGCUUUCAGGAGAUAAAGAGUUAAGUGACGAAUAAACCAUGUCUGGUAUUGACUGUGUCAUAUGCCCCAACUGAACAUUAUUUUGUUUUGUUUAGAAUUGCUUCUUAUAUGUUGAAUGAGAUGCCAGCGGCAUUGAUAAAUGCCUAAUUCCUUGAUAAUGCUGAAUACCAUACAUGAUUUCACUUUGAUUUGAGGUGAAGAGUCUGAGCAGCUAGUAAUACUACUCAGAAAUGUGUGCAGAAACAAGGUAAUGUAACUUGCAUUCAGAACAAAGCUUUUAAAAAGAAAUUACAGUGCAGAAGCCUGCUAUGCAAAUUAGCUUGUUGAGUUGUUUUUGUGUUAUGUCAUGUAAGUGUUAUUCUUUCAUGCAAUGAUUUCCCUGUGAUAUUACUAAGUAAUAAUUGUUGAGUAAAGUUGUUUCAGUUUGUUUUAGUUCAUUUUUCUAUUGGUAUGUUUGACUAGUGUAGUACUUAUUCCGAUCAACCUUUGAAGAGGUCAAGGAAUUUCUUUUUGUACUUGGUCUUGUGCAAUAUGAUUAUUAAUAAACACCAUGAUUCAGAUUUUUUUAAUGCUCAUUUUCAAACGGAAUAAGAGUGAAGAUUUUUUGUUCUGUAUUGUUUUGGGUUUUUUUUAGUUUCUGAGGUUGUUUGUGUGGGGUGAAGGUUCUUCUUGCUUUGAUGUUGUCACCAAAUUGUCAUCAUGUUUCAAACGCCAGUCAUAUCAAUAUUCACUACAUUUUCCCAAUAAAGUGAGUUGGCCUACAAUAUAA